Molecule: messenger RNA, 1312 nt
Organism: Teleopsis dalmanni
Lineage: Eukaryota; Metazoa; Arthropoda; Insecta; Diptera; Diopsidae
Gene: Gdap1
Product: ganglioside-induced differentiation-associated protein 1
Exons: 4
Coding region: 211-1212 (333 amino acids)
Biological process (GO): mitochondrial fission; mitochondrial fusion
Cellular component (GO): mitochondrial outer membrane
Source: RefSeq, a predicted model, not a curated record
UUGGAAUCGUUCUGUUACCGAAACGCCGAUCCGUUGUAUUCAAAAGAUAAAAAAAUCGCUUAGCAUGUGAUAAAAUUUUAAUGAGAAUUACUAAAUUUACAGAAGCGUAAAUCUCAUCAGAUUAAAGUUUUUUUUUUGUUUGUUGCACAAUUAUAACAAUAAUAAAAAUUAUUUAAAUAAAAAGGGGAAAAAAGCAGUUGUAAUUACGAAAUGAAUAAUUUAAAAAGUACAAUAACGACUACUCCUCCCCACACACCUGAACCAUUACCGGAUUUUAAAGCGCCUGUUUUUAAGGAUGGUGCAUUGGUGCUUUACUUUCAUCCAUACAAUUUCUAUUCGCAAAAAGUACUGCUUAUGUUAUAUGAAAAAAAUUUAGAAUUUACACCAUAUGCAUUGGAUUUAUCAAAUGGAGAACAAUAUUCUUCGUGGUUUCUAAAUAUAAAUCCUAAAGGAGAUGUUCCUGUUCUACAAGACGGGCCAUUUAUAAUUCCAGAUUCCAGACACAUAAUGAAUUAUGUUGAGGAUAAAUUUAGAAGUGAUAAACAUCAAGCAUUUAAAUCAUAUAAUUUUACUGCCAAAGAGUAUGAAAAAUUACAACGUUUUGAUAAACUUUUAGCACAGGUACCUGUUGGUGCCUUAAGUCUUGGUUCCUUCAUACAUGAAGAUUUAAAACUAGCUCCCAAACCACCAUUUAUUGGUCCAGUACGAAAAGCAUGCAUAAAAAAUAAUGAAAAAGUAUACGAACUACUAAAAAAAUCAAUUGAAGAAGCAGAAGUAAAUAAAGCCGCUUUGUUACGCAAAUUAGAAAUACAAGAUCAACGAAGACGUGUGGUUUAUUCACGUGUUGAGUUUCAUAAAAUACUAGAUAAUGUAUAUAAUGUUUUAUAUACCAUCGAAACUGAUCUGAAAGAGAAUCCUGAUCGCGAGUGGUUAAUAACAGAUAAAUUAACAUUAACUGAUAUUGCUUUCGGCUUAUUGCUACAUCGACUUUAUCAAUUGGGUUUCGAAAACUAUUAUUGGGGAUAUGGAAAGCUUCCGCAUGUGGAAAGUUUCUUUUUACGUUUCCGGAAGAGGGAAUCUUAUCAAAAAUUAGUUCCAACCAAUUUUGAAAUAUUGAAAGAUAUGUGGCAAAAAACUCCAUCUAAUUACAAAAUUGGUGCUGGAGCAGGAGUUUUAGGUAUGGCUAUGUUUGCAGCAUUUGCUCAUAAAUGAAAAACAAAAUUCAUACAUUUAAAAAAUAUCCAUUUCUUUAAACAAUUAACGUAUAAACAUGAAACACAAAUUAAAUUAAUAAAAACAAAAAAUGGCAAUU